AUGCCCCAGAGCCCCGAAUCAAGCGCGGAGGAGGAGGAGCACCUCUCCCAGUGCCCCGAGGGGGAGUCGGGCUCGGAGAGCUCCCGCGAGGGGCCCAGCCCCCCGGCCAGCCCUGCUAACCCUGCCCACAAUCAGUCCAUGACGGUACCUGAGGACGCCCACUUCAGUAUGAUGGUCUUCCGAAUUGGCAUUCCCGACCUGCAUCAGACGAAAUGCCUGCGUUUCAAUCCGGACGCGGCCAUUUGGGUGGCGAAGCAACAGAUCCUCUGCACUCUCAACGAAAGCCUGAAGGACGUGCUGAACUACGGGCUCUUCCAGCCAGCCACCAACGGGCGGGACGCCAAAUUCCUGGAUGAAGAACGGCUCUUGCGCGAGUACCCACAGAGUUUUGAGAAGGGAGUGCCCUAUCUGGAGUUCCGCUACAAGACUCGAGUUUACAAGCAGACCAACUUGGAUGAGAAACAGCUGGCAAAACUCCACACUAAGACGGGGUUGAAGAAGUUCCUGGAGUACGUGCAACAUGGAGCAGCGGAGAAAGUGGCGCGGCUCCUGGACAAAGGGCUGGACCCCAACUAUCAUGACUCCGACACCGGCGAGACGCCUUUGACGUUAGCCGCCCAGUUGGAUGGGACCAUCGACGUGAUCCGGUUGCUGUGCCUUGGCGGUGCCCACAUAGACUUCCGGGCAAGGGAUGGAGCCACCGCGCUGCACAAAGCUGUGUGCUCACACCACUAUCCAGCCCUGAUGGCACUCCUGGACCUGGGCGGCUCACCCAAUUACAAGGACCGCCGUGGGCUCACUCCGCUCUACCACACGGCCAUGGUGGGAGGCGACCCGCGCUGCUGUGAGCUCCUGCUCUACAAUCGGGCCUACAUCGGCACCACCGACGAGAACGGCUGGCAAGAGAUACACCAGGCCUGCCAACAUGGACACUCCCAGCACUUGGAACACCUGCUGUUCUACGGCGCUGAGCCAGGUGCGCAGAACGCAUCCGGGAAUACGGCACUGCACAUCUGCGCACUCUAUAACAAGGAGAGCUGUGCCCGCAUCCUGCUAUAUCGGGGAGCGAAUAAAGAGAUCAAGAACAACCAUGGUCAGACUGCCUUCCAGGUGGCGGUUAUUGCAGGGAACUUUGAGCUGGGGGAGCUGAUCAAGAGUCACCGGGACUCAGAUGUGGUCCCUUUCCAGGAGACCCCGCAAUAUGCCAGCCGACGCCGGGACGGCGCCCAGAGCUUGGCCGUGCCGCAUACCUUGCUGCGAGCCAACAGUGACACGAGCAUGAACCUUCCCGACUGGAUGCUCUACGCCCCGCCGUCCACCCCGUCGGCCACGGUGGCCGUGCAGGGCCAGAAAAUCACCACGGGCACCCUGCGCAGUUCCAGCAGCCCCCGCGGCGCUCGCAGCCGCUCCCUGUCACGCGGGCGCCACACCGAGGAGGCAAAGAAGCAGCGCGGUCGACCCAGCUCCAGUGGCUACCAGAAGGAGGCAGCCGGAGGGGGCAGCACGCUGAGUAGCCGGGGUGUGAAGCGGAAACUCUAUUCGGCUGUGCCUGGCCGCACGUUCAUGGCUGUGAAACCGUACCAGGCCCAGGCCGAGGGUGAGCUCCCCAUCAGCAAGGGCGAGAAGAUCAAGGUGUUGAGUGUUGGGGAAGGCGGCUUCUGGGAGGGACAGGUGAAGGGCCGUGUGGGCUGGUUCCCCUCGGACUGUGUGGAGGAAGUGCCCAACAAGUCGCAGGAAGGGAAACAAGAGAGCCGCAGUGACAAAGCCAAGCGACUCUUCAGGCACUACACGGUGGGCUCCUACGACAGCUUCGAUGCCCCCAGCCUUGUUCAUGGCUUAGAGGAGGGAGCUGACUACAUCAUUAAAGAGAAGACGGUGCUGCUGCAGAAGAAGGACAACGAAGGAUUUGGAUUUGUGCUAAGAGGGGCCAAGGCGCAGACCCCAAUUGAGGAGUUCACACCCACGCCUGCUUUCCCUGCCCUACAGUACCUGGAGUCUGUAGAUGAAGGCGGCGUGGCUUGGCGUGCCGGUCUGCGCAUGGGGGAUUUCCUCAUUGAGGUAAACGGACAGAACGUGGUGAAAGUUGGUCACCGGCAGGUUGUCAACAUGAUUCGACAGGGCGGCAACAACUUGAUGGUGAAAGUUGUCAUGGUAACCCGGAACCCGGAGAUGGAGGAGGCCAUGAGGAAGAAAGGUACCACGCAGACGAGGCGACUGCCCCCUCCAGCCAUCUCCCUUCGCUCCAAAUCCAUGACAUCUGAGUUGGAGGAAAUGGUCUCCCCCUGGAAGAAGAAAGCAGAUUACGAGCCAGCGAUGGGCACUGAUAAGAAGCGGACUGUCUAUCAGAUGGCUUUGAACAAACUGGAUGAGAUCCUGGCAGCCGCUCAACAGACUAUCAACGUAGGGGAUGGGUGCGGAAGCAGCGGGCUUCCUUCCUUGGGGAAGACCCGGGGCACCGGCAAGAACUAUUUCUCCUCUGAGCCCAGUUUUGAACAGCAUCGUCUUGGCCAAACCAGUUAUGAGCGCCCGUCAUACUUACCAACCAGCCAUCCCGCGGGCGUGAUGCUGCGCCAGAAAUCCAUUGGAGCCGCAGAGGAUGAUAAGCCCUACCUCGCUCCCCCUGGCAUGAAGUUUAGCCGCAGCCUUUCGGUCCCUGGUUCCGAUGACAUCCCGCCGCCUCCAACCACUUCCCCACCUGAUCCCCCCUACAGCAGUACCUCACCCUCCGCGUCGGGACGUGCCACGCCCUCCGCUCGUUCGACCUUCAAUCCCAGCUCCGAGGCGAAGUUGUAUUCCGCCUCCCUGCACCAGGAGCCGCCGUACGAGCCUCCCCCCCGCAUCCGCGACAAGAUGUCCCUCUACCGCCAAGAGUCCGAGCAGGGGGCGGAGGGAUCCACUGCCCGCGGCUGGCGGGGCCACACCCCUGACCUGCGCUACUACAACCUGCCCCCCCGGGCUACCAACACCGCCAUGUACGUUCCCACCAAGCACAUGCGCCGGAAGGGCCCACUGGUCAAGCAGACCAAAGUGGAGGAUGAGCAGCGGCAGCAGCAGGGCGCCACCCCUUCCCAGAUGCAGCCCGCGCCCUCCUCGCAGCCCGCGCCGCCCGCGCCGCCGGAGAAGAGCUCGAUCCCGAUCCCCACUAUCAUCAUCAAAGCGCCCUCGACCAGCAGCAGCGGCCGCAGCAGCCAAGGCAGCAGCAUGGAGGCGGAGAGCCAGCCGGAGCCGGUGGUGCCCGUGCCGUCCCUCCAGCUCCACAACAGCAUGGAUUUCACCAGUCAGUUUGGGGCCGCCUUGGUCGGAGCGGCCCGGCGAGACCGCGAGUGGUACAGUGAGGCCCGCCGCAAGUCCGCCCUCUUCCUCUCCACCGAGCAGCCGGAUGACGAGUCCCAGCAGGUGCCUGUGCCCCGUCUCCGCCACUCCAAAUCCAUUGACGAAGGCAUGUUCUCCAGCGAGCCGUACAUCCAGCUGAACAUGACUCCUGGCUUUGGUGGCUGCGGCAGCAGCUCCGGUUACCUCCCGUCCCGUGCCGCCAAAACGUACGGAGCCAGCACUACCAGCGCCUUCACCUCCGUGUGCUCCAGCUUCCUGCCGCAGCUCCAGUCCCAUUCGACACCUCUCAUUCACCCGCUGACGGGCAAGAUUUUAGAUCCCGGGUCCCCCUUGGGGCUGGCGUUAGUGGCUCGUGAGCGGGCCUUAAAGGAGUCCCAGUCCCAGCAGGAGAGCCGGGAAGACAGGCACUCCCGCCCGUCCUCGCCCCGGUUUGGGGAGGCUCCGAAAACACCCGAAUCUCCCGGCAGCUCCAUCUUGCGCCUCUGGGGGACGUCGGAGCAGCAACAUCACCACCACCACCAGCAGCGGCCGGCGUCGCCGCGGAAAGAGCCCGAGAGCCCCCGUCACCCCUCCUCCGAGCAGCAGCCUCCGACCUUGGCCAAAGCCGCCCCGUGGGAGAAACGGCCCGAGGAAGGGGAGAAGAUGGAGCUGCACGUGCGUUUCAUGGAGAACUGCCGCCCGACGGAGGAAGAGGAGGGGGGCCGUGAGAGUGGGAAGGCCGAGGGGGCUGCUGCACCCACGGAGCGCGUGGCCGAAGAAAACGGGCUGCCGCUGCUGGUGUUGCCCCCGCCCGCUCCUUCCAUCGACGUCGAUGACGAAUUCGUCUUCACAGAGCCGCUGCCGCCGCCCCUCGAGUUCUCCAACAGCUUCGAUAAGCCCGAGUCUCCCCGCAAAGCUGCUAAUGAGCUGCCUCCAGCGAUGGCCCCUGCCUCGGCUCCCGCUGCCCCUGCAGCCUUGGACUCCACCGCUUCCAGCUUGACGUCCUACGACAGCGAGGUGGCCACCCUGACCCAAGCGGGUGCGUCCGAAGCCAAGGAGGCCCCCCACGUCAACUUCUCUUCCGUCGUCUCAUCCAUCGCCAUCCCUGCUGCAGAGGCCCCCGAAGCGGUGACCGAUUCGGGGAUCGAGGAGGUGGACAGUCGGAGCAGCAGCGACCACCACUUGGAGACCAUCAGCAGCGUCUCCACUCUGUCCAGCAUGUCGGGAGAAGGCACUGAGCUCCUGGACACCUACAUCACCUAUUUGGAUGGGCAGGCCUUUGGGGGCAGCGGCGGAGCAGGAGGGGUUGGCAGCGGGGGCAGCAGCACGGACAAAAGCCCGCUGCAGACCAAGCUACGCUCCCGCCCGUUCCCCGGCCGCUUGCCGGUAGCCACCCCCACCAGCUCCACCAUUUCAGUCUCCGCAUGUACUGAGAACAUGUUUGCCCUCACGCCCGCCCCGCCCUACCACCAGCAGCCCGCGGCCGCCGAGCCGGGCAAAGAGCUGCAGCAGAAAUCUCCGCUGCCCUGGGAGGAAUCUAAGGCCUCCCCCAUGUCCUCCAUGAAGGCCAGCAUUAUCAGCGAGCUGAGCACCAAGCUGCAGCAGAUGGGCGGGGUGUCGUGGUCGCGGCCGCCCGAUGCGGUGGCCCCCUUCGGUUCCGAGAGGCCCAGCUCCCUGCAGAGGCAAAGGCUCCCCGAUGAGACCUCCCCGUCACUGAUUUCCAAGCCCGUAAGCAGCCUUUUCCACAACUGGCCUAAGUCCCCCCAGGGCAGCAAGCACCCCAAAAGCGUGGAGUUUGACAUCCGCCCGGCCCUGCGGCGUGCGCCUAGCCCGGCCGCCCUGCCCAGUGAGCACAAGAUUAGCCCUGCCCCCCGGCCUUCCUCCCUCCCCAUCCUGCCUUCCGUGCCCCUCUACACCGGCGUGUUCGAUCUCCGCGGCUCACCCACCUCGGGGGCUGAGCACCCUUUCCCCGGCUUCCCCUCGGGCAGCCGCUCCUUGUCUCCGACCCACUUCCUUCCGCCCGCGACGGACAAGGCGUUCGGCUCCAAGCCGCUGCCUUUCUGGACCAAAUACGACGUUGCCGACUGGUUGGAGUACCUGAAGCUGGGGGAGCACCGCGACCGGUUCCUGGACAACGAAAUCGAUGGCUCCCACCUGCCCUCCCUCACCAAGGAAGACUUCAUUGACCUGGGCGUGACACGCGUCGGGCACCGCAUGAACAUCGCCCGGGCCCUCAAGUUCUUUCUGGAGAGGUGAUGUGGGGGGACCGCCCUGCCCCGCCCGGGGAGCCCCUCGCCUGAAUGUACAAUGGAUCCCCGCCGCUGGGGAGAACAGUGGAGGCGGAGGGGUUGCAGCUGCGGGGCCGGGCACAGGGGAAGCUGCGAGGAGAGACCCUGUGGGGUGGGGUUAGGGUAGGGUGGGAAUUCCCCCCCCCC
This is a messenger RNA of Elgaria multicarinata webbii, 5747 nucleotides long. It is a transcript of the gene SHANK1, whose product is annotated as SH3 and multiple ankyrin repeat domains 1. The record is from RefSeq and is a predicted model, not a curated record. The transcript is spliced from 25 exons. Bases 1 to 5568 code for a protein of 1855 amino acids. NCBI's taxonomy places the organism in Eukaryota, Metazoa, Chordata, Lepidosauria, Squamata, Anguidae. Gene Ontology annotation, molecular function: synaptic receptor adaptor activity; ionotropic glutamate receptor binding. Gene Ontology annotation, cellular component: dendritic spine; postsynaptic density; postsynaptic membrane.